This is a messenger RNA of Acanthisitta chloris (rifleman), 921 nucleotides long. RefSeq lists its product as uncharacterized. Bases 1 to 921 code for a protein of 306 amino acids. NCBI's taxonomy places the organism in Eukaryota, Metazoa, Chordata, Aves, Passeriformes, Acanthisittidae. The transcript has 7 exons. The record is from RefSeq and is a predicted model, not a curated record.
AUGGAUGCUAUACACAAGCUGAAGAUUUUCGUGAUGUUUCUGUCUCUGGCUACUUUCAUGGGCAUGGUGAUACUGAAUGCUGGAAAUGCCACUGGGAUAUACAAAGGUCUGUUCAGGACAACCCCUGGAAACAUCUCAUCCAAAUACAGCACUGAUUUCACACCAGCUGGAUGGACUUUCCUCAUCUGGAAUGUCAUCUAUGCCUGGCAGCUUGCCUGGCUCCUCUACGCUUUGUCAGGGAUCUGUCGAAGGAAUGAAUCUGGAUGUGUCUUCAUAAGACCAAACUUGCUGCCAAUACCUUUUUAUGUGAUGUGGAUUCUAAAUAAUGGCCUCAAUGUUGGAUGGCUGUUUCUGUGGGACCGAGAAUACCUCCUGCCAGCCCUGGUGUUCCUGGCAGUCCUCACUCUUACCACAUGUGCCUCCCUCUUCAUUUCACACCGAGCCUUGAGCAUCCAUUCCUCAUGGUUUGUGAAGGGUCACAAAGCUGAGCUCUGGCUCAUCCGCAUUCUGGUCCAGAACGGGCUGGCACUGUAUGCAACAUGGACCACCAUUGCCACUCUGCUGAACUUUGCCGUUGUCUUGGUCUACAACUGGGACAUAUCCAACGAGAAAGCAACGACUGCUUCUCUCAGCAGCCUUGCUCUUGGCCUAGUGAUAUGGUUUUAUGUAGAAAACUUCUUUCUUGACGAGUAUGUCCGCUAUAAUCUUACAGUCUACCCAGUGGUCAUAAUAGCUCUGACUGGCAGCACAUGCAAGAACAGCUCGUUUUCAUUCCCAACAACCAACGGCAUUUUUAUAGUUGUUCUGCUGGCAGUGACUUGCUUGAUCUUUGCUGUUCGGCUUGGACUAGUCACAUGGAGGCACUGUAAGAGACCACUGGAAGCAUCAGAAAUCCCACACCUGUCAGGCAUCGUGGCCUGA